CGAGUGCCUCAACAGGGAAAAAGUGCAGUCGACAGAGAAGCGUACGCAUACUCACACACUUAAUCGGAUACACAUUUCGCUGUACAACAGAACACUGACUCAUAUAUGUUCAUGGACACACGGAAAGUGGACCUCUCUACAACGUCAUUAAAGAGUAAACAGUCGAGAAUGAAGCGGGAUUUAUGGAUAUAAAGCUUAGAGGAACUGAAAUGGGCGGUCUGCUGUUGCUGUUGCUGCUCCGGAGCUGCCUGCUGUCGGUGGUUUACGGCUCACCACUCCUCCUCUUUGCCAACCGACGUGAUGUACGAUUAGUAGAUGCAGAAGGUGUGCGGGGUGAGUCUGCCAUUGUUGUUAGUGACCUGGAGGAUGCAGCAGCAGUGGACUUCCUGUAUGCUGAGGGCCUUAUAUUUUGGACUGAUGUUAGUGAGGAGGCGAUCAAACAGACCCACUGGAAUCGGUCAUCUAACUCACUUAAAGAGGCACUGGGAACUGGUCAGGCAGUUGUAGUAUCUGGACUGGACAGUCCUGAUGGGCUGGCCUGUGACUGGCUGGGGAGAAAGCUCUACUGGACAGACUCAGAGACCAACCGGAUUGAAGUGGCCAACCUCGAUGGCACCUCCCGAAAGGUUCUGUUUUGGAUGGACUUAGACCAGCCCAGGGCUGUCGCUCUCAACCCUGCUCACAG
This is a messenger RNA of Paralichthys olivaceus (Japanese flounder), 685 nucleotides long. Lineage: Eukaryota; Metazoa; Chordata; Actinopteri; Pleuronectiformes; Paralichthyidae. The record is from RefSeq and is a predicted model, not a curated record.